AUGUCUCGUCACUUCACCAGCACGGAUGAGCAACAUCUAGUCCAGUUUCCAGAAUCGAUCAAUAAUUACUCCACGCCAGAACCGUACAACAAAUUUGGCGAGCCACGGUCAGAAACAGUAAUCCGUGUCGAUUACAUGCCAUUCUCAGAUGGCGUCCCAGCACAGGUAUACAUUCCCGGCUGGUAUGGCAUCCGCAGCAACGACCUCCCCCUCGGCAAAGACCAUAUCAUCCUCGGCGACUUCGGACAGUCUUUCAACCCGCAUACAACGUCCAUAUUCUCUUCAAAGACCCUUCCACAUCUCCAACCACCGGAAACCCGCUUCUCAGACAAACCCCUUUCAUUCCCCUCAGAUAUAUGGACACUUGCCUGUACCAUCUGGGAGGUCUAUGGUCAAAGACCGUUUUUCGAAGUUUUCUGGGCAACGGCAGAUCGCGUUGCCACGGAGCAAGUCGAAGCUCUGGGUAUCUUGCCUCCAGAGUGGUGGACAAAGUGA
Penicillium subrubescens is the source of this 495-nucleotide messenger RNA. RefSeq lists its product as uncharacterized. The coding region runs from base 1 to 495 and encodes 164 amino acids. The record is from RefSeq and is a predicted model, not a curated record. Lineage: Eukaryota; Fungi; Ascomycota; Eurotiomycetes; Eurotiales; Aspergillaceae. The transcript is spliced from 2 exons.